AUGCCGGGGAAUAUGAGCAAAGAGGUCGCCCCGAGUCGGAGCGCUUCUUUGACCUUCACCAUCGACCACAUCCUCAACCUGAAGCAGCAGCACCGCGGAGACUUUGAGGGGUCCAAGGGGCAGAGGGACAGUGGAUGUGAGAGCGAUUUCCAAGCGCGGUACGAGGAGGCGUGGGACGCCCGCGGGAGACGUGACAGCGGGUCGGAGGACACAGCGAAGCCCAAGGUCCAUCGUGCAGACCGCGGGGAGAACACCCCGCCGCUGACCGCUGGCUCCUGUCCCGGGGCGCAAAGUGCGCACAGCGCCGAGGACGCGUCCGAGCAGCAGCAGCAGCAGCAGCAGCAGGCCAACACUCACGCCAAAGCCAUGGUGAAGAAGAAGACGCGCACCAUCUUCUCCAAGAGACAGAUAUUUCAGCUGGAGGCGACCUUUGACAUGAAGAGGUAUCUGAGCAGCUCGGAGAGAGCGUGCCUCGCCAGCUCCCUGCAGCUCACCGAGACCCAGGUGAAAAUCUGGUUCCAGAACCGCCGCAACAAGCUGAAGCGACAGCUGUCCACGGACAUGGAGGGGCCGCUGGCCGCCGAGCACUUCUCAGAGGCGGGGAAAAACGUUCAAUUACCGACUUUUUACAAAGACAGCAGCCUGCUGGGCGGAUGUUUGUUACCCAUGCCUUUCCCCGUCAUGUACCCGACUGCGCCUUACAUCUAUUUCUCCAACACUGGCAAAUAUUUCGGCCUGUUUGAUGCGGACUGA
This is a messenger RNA of Xiphias gladius (swordfish), 753 nucleotides long. RefSeq names its product homeobox protein HMX2-like. Gene Ontology annotation, biological process: regulation of transcription by RNA polymerase II. The transcript has 2 exons. The coding region runs from base 1 to 753 and encodes 250 amino acids. Gene Ontology annotation, cellular component: nucleus. Lineage: Eukaryota; Metazoa; Chordata; Actinopteri; Istiophoriformes; Xiphiidae. The record is from RefSeq and is a predicted model, not a curated record. Gene Ontology annotation, molecular function: DNA-binding transcription factor activity, RNA polymerase II-specific; RNA polymerase II transcription regulatory region sequence-specific DNA binding.